This is a messenger RNA of Fragaria vesca subsp. vesca, 986 nucleotides long. RefSeq names its product PITH domain-containing protein At3g04780-like. Lineage: Eukaryota; Viridiplantae; Streptophyta; Magnoliopsida; Rosales; Rosaceae. The transcript is spliced from 8 exons. The record is from RefSeq and is a predicted model, not a curated record. Bases 70 to 603 code for a protein of 177 amino acids.
CUCUACUCCACUCUCUCUAGUUUUCGUUCUCAAACUCCAACUCUUCUCUCUCUUCCAAUCUCAUCAACCAUGUCUGCCGAAUCAGCCAACGCAAUUCAGAGAAGCCAAGUUGAUCUGAUGGACUUAAUAGAUUGGUCUGGAGUUGAAUGCCUCAACCAAAGCACCAGUCACUCUGUUGCUAACGCUCUCAAGCAGGGAUACAGAGACGAUGAUGGUUUGAAUCUAGAGAGUGAUGCAGAUGAGCAGCUUCUGAUCUACAUACCUUUUCUUCAAGUAAUUAAGCUGCACUCAAUUAUCAUCAAAGGACCUGAAGAGGAUGGUCCCAAGACAGUGAAGCUUUUUUCAAACAAGGAGCACAUGGGUUUCAGCAAUGUCAAUGACUACCCAGCAAGUGACACUGUUGUUUUAUCCCCUGAUGAUCUCAAGGGAAAACCGGUUGUUUUGAAGUAUGUCAAAUUUCAAAAUGUUCGCAGCUUGACAAUUUUCAUCGAGGAUAAUCAAUCUGAUUCAGAAGUCACAAAAGUUCAAAAGAUUGGCCUGGUUGGAACAACGGUGGAAACAACUAACAUGAAGGGUUUGAAGAAGAUUGAGGAUGGACACUGAAGAGACAUAAAAAUGAAUGAAUUAACAAAAGGUGGAUCAUCUAAGAUCGAUCUGAUUGUUUAGCAAACCCAUUUGUGUGCAUGGGGUCUGUGGCAUAUUGUACCCUGAGAUUAUAGUUAAGUUUCCUUUGCCCUUCAUGGGAUAGGAUCCUAAUAUUUGACUAAAGAUUUAAAGUUAUUGCCCUUCGUGAGAAGCAUCAUGUUGUUUGGUUAAAAUGACUGAGUUGCAUGUAUGUUUCGUUCCGAGAUUUAUAUAAGGUUGUUGGUGGUUAGGUUUGCCUCUGGUGACUGCCACCAAUCGAUAGCAUCUAUAGGAGUUUAAACUCCGUCGAUCUGGUUCAGACAGCUCAAUAUGCAAUAUAAACAAUUUCAAUUCUUUAUAUG